This is a messenger RNA of Colletotrichum chrysophilum, 582 nucleotides long. RefSeq lists its product as uncharacterized. NCBI's taxonomy places the organism in Eukaryota, Fungi, Ascomycota, Sordariomycetes, Glomerellales, Glomerellaceae. The coding region runs from base 1 to 582 and encodes 193 amino acids. The record is from RefSeq and is a predicted model, not a curated record. The transcript has a single exon.
AUGCAGACCAACACGAAGAUGAUCUCCUUGGUUGCCACUCUUCUUUGCAUCCCCAGCGCGAUGGCCUCCUUGCCAAUCAUCCCUGCGCUCGUUGCAGCCGCCGUUGUGGGCGGAGGUGCUUCAUCUGGUAUGACUGCCGGAGUCGUCUCUGGAGUCGUUUCCGGCGCAGUCGGCGUAGGCAUCGGCUGUGCUACAAAGUCGGGCUGCAAGCGCCAAGAGGAUUCUAUUCACUAUGCGCGACACAUGGCGCAUGAGGUCGCCGCAGAAGUUGCGGCGGGGAUGGAGAAGCGACAAGAUGGCCCUGGCGCAGCUCCUGUUGGCGUCCCUCAGCACAACUGGGACGACUGCUACAACGAGGCUCUUGGUUCUCACAUCAAAAUCACCGGUCCCAUUGGCGACAAUCACAUCCGAGCUGAAGGAGUGCCGCCCACUUGCAUGACCCUCGCCACGGUCAUUGGGGGCACUGCUGGUCAGGCCAUCCCUAUUCCCUGCGGCUCGAACUGCAUGGAAUGGACGAACAUGACGCCCGAGUUCUACGAGAACGUACGUGGUAUGCUCAAUUCCCAGGUUCUCAACGCCUGA